UAGUUAUCCACGGCAGACGUCAAGCUCACGAAAUGAUAUCAAUUGGUGGUCAAUAUAGCAGAUCGUCAACUUCAAACCACGAGGUAGAAGUCGCAGGUUGACGUUAAAAUACGGCUUCUGCGCGAGAUAAAACCCCGCCUUGCCAAGUUCUUUGGUCGAACGAUUGAAAGCAGGCACUGCUUUUAGAAUACCUUAGAGUCAAUCUUGUCACGGAUUCGCACCACCCAAGGAGGGGUGUUUCGCUCAUUAGAAGCCCAACAUAAUCAUGCCGAUGGAGAAGUUGUAAACAGCUCUCGGCUGGAUUACUGCCUCGCUACCAAGAUCCUCGGUCUAAUAGGUCGAUUAGAGAAUGCGUACAAAAUUCCGGGCCACUGUAUACGGACUAUGAUCAUACAAUAUGCGACGCUUCUCGACCUCUGUUACCAUCACGGACCCCUUGGUCAAAUACCGGUCCCUCGUGGCUACCGGAGUUUACUCGCCUGAUCCUGCGCAGCACCGGUUAGCGAAACACCUCCAGGAUGUCUACCAACGACUCAAAGACUACACCCCAGCCCGCGAGUACCGUGAACGGUUGAAAGAAAUUACUGAUCUUGCGACGAAAGCCAAGUCUGCAGACCAGAAUUCGUUUCUAGCUGUCGACACGCAUCCAAUAUGGAGGAACCCUCUAUUCCGACGUUUGUUUACCGCACCCGAAGGCAAUCAUACCCUAGCACUCACCAGAGUUCUAACCAACCACGAGAACGCUCUGGAAAUCGACUCCCCCAAGGGCCUGUUCUUGUCUGGCGAGGUCGGCACAGGUAAAUCGAUGCUCAUUGAUCUACUAUCUGAUGGUCUCCCCACGCACAGGAAGAAAAGAUGGCAUUUCAACACAUUCAUGCUCUAUACCUUCUCACAACUCGAAAGAUUUAGGCGUGCCCAUCCAGAAAUGACAGCAGAGGACGGGGAGUAUUCACUGUUAUGGAUGGCGAAAAAUCUGGUCGAAGAAUCUCCCAUUCUCUUCCUCGACGAGUUUCAGCUUCCCGAUCGUGUCGCCAGCAAGAUAAUCAGUCACCUCUUUAUCGCUUUUUUCCAGUUAGGUGGCGUCCUUGUUGCUUCAUCGAAUCGCAUUCCCGAGGAGUUGCAGAAGGCCAUCGGCGUAGAGUAUACGCCCCCUGCAGCGGGAGGAUUUACAAAAAACCUCUUCUCAGGAAAAAAGACUCUGAAACGUGGCGAGCUCUUCGGGACUAGCAGCGACUUUUCUGCCUUCCUGGAAGUCCUUAAGGCUAGGUGUGACUUCUGGCACAUGGAAGAUGCUACCGACUGGAGACGGGUUGGAGGUAGCGUGACGCCUUCGUCACAUGAGACUUUCUCUCCUGGUAACAGCGACGAUUCUCACUCCGUUGCGGUAAACAUCAACACGACUGAGUUGGAAGGCGUCUCUCGGCAGAUCGAGGAAGACUCCAAGGUCCCGGAACAAACGAAAAGGCCCGCAAACUACUAUCUUCCAACGGACCAUGAAGCAACAUGGCGCCAGUUAUGGGACAUCGGCGCUUCAGGGGAAUGGAGCCCGGAAACAUUAAUCGUAUACGGGAGGAAAAUUGCCAUCCCCUAUCAGAGAAACGGCUGCGUUUACUGGGAUUUCGAGAAGCUCGUCGAAUCAUCUGGCCCAGCAGACUAUGUCACAAUGGCCUCCACGUACCAUACUUUUAUCGUCGACAACGUUCCUGUCCUGACGGCUCUGAAGAAGAACGAAGCCCGUCGCUUUAUUACAUUUCUCGACGCUCUUUACGAAGCGAAGUGUAAGCUCUUCGUCCGCGCUGCCCGCGAGCCUGACGGGCUUUUCUUUCCCGAGAUGCGGGCACGUCCCAAGAAGGCACAAGAUGGUUCUGCACCGGUACUUGACUCGGAUGUUCUCCACUCGGAGACUAUCGCCGAAGUGUACCAGGACAGCGCAGCGCCGUUCCGUCCCAAUAUUUCCCUUUAUGACACGGCCUCUGGAACGGGACGAUACGACCUGGACGAAGACUCGGAGUUUGGGCCAGAGAAUAUCCAUAGCACCUCAGCAUAUUCGGGGGCGAGGGGGGGGGAAGACAAAAAGCUCGAUUUCAGUGAUACGAGCGCCUUUACAGGUGAAGACGAGCGGUUUGCAUACAAACGCGCUGCCAGCCGGCUGUGGGAGAUGUGCGGGGCAAAGUGGCAUGCUCGGACGGGGAAGUGGUGGCAGCCUCUUCCGCCGGAGGCUCGACACUGGGAGCGGUCACCGGCUUUGACACCCCUUAAGGUAAUCCUUGAUGGAGUGGAGAAGUCGGGGAGCGAUAUGUUUCUGGGUCCCUCUGUCACACUUGAGGAGCCGGCUGGCCUUCAGAGGCUGCGGAUCAAGAGCAUUGAACAGCUCGAAAGGGAGAAAUGAACAUUAAACAUGCAUCCGUACAUAAGGUAACGUGAGCAAGCAGAACGACAGUAUUACAAUGCAACUGCUUUCGUCAACUUAACUACUUACCUUCGUGGUAGGUAAGGAAGGAAAGGCACUGUAUUUAAUUCUAGGCCAGUAUCACUAGGCACCAUAUAGGACGGACAUCUAUGAGGACGUUUUGGCAUCCAGUGUGUAAGGGAAGGGGCAA
Sodiomyces alkalinus F11 is the source of this 2600-nucleotide messenger RNA. RefSeq names its product lactation elevated protein. Gene Ontology annotation, cellular component: mitochondrion; cytoplasm. The transcript has a single exon. The record is from RefSeq and is a predicted model, not a curated record. The coding region runs from base 398 to 2389 and encodes 663 amino acids. Gene Ontology annotation, molecular function: ATP binding; ATP hydrolysis activity. Lineage: Eukaryota; Fungi; Ascomycota; Sordariomycetes; Glomerellales; Plectosphaerellaceae.